Molecule: messenger RNA, 1320 nt
Organism: Aspergillus puulaauensis
Lineage: Eukaryota; Fungi; Ascomycota; Eurotiomycetes; Eurotiales; Aspergillaceae
Exons: 5
Coding region: 1-1320 (439 amino acids)
Molecular function (GO): metal ion binding
Source: RefSeq, a predicted model, not a curated record
AUGGCGGUCGAGUUUGUGGAGCAGUUUUCAACCUGGGUCUCUGAGACCCAGGAUGCUGAGCAGAGGAAGUUUGAGAAGAUGAAGGUGUUUUCCGAACAGCUUACGAAGUUGGACAAGGAGUUUCGCGACGUCUCAAACGACCUCCAGAGGGAGCGUGUUGCUGCCAGACAAACACAGGAAGAGGAAAAGUCGCUGAGGCAUCAACUUAAGGAGUCGCAGGAGGCUAUCGAGCGGAGCUCGUUCGUGUUGGUUUUGAUUGACGCCGACGCCGAUGGCUAUAUUUUCAAAGAAGAAUACUAUAAGGACAUAGACGGUGGUCGGAAUGCAGCUUUAGGUCUUGAAGCUGCGGUUAGGGAGCACCUGAAGAGCUCACAUCCAGAGUUGUCGAGUAUGCCGAUUAUGAUCAAGGCAUUCGCCAACGCCGAUGGACUUGCUCAAUUACUGUUCAAGGCAAAACUUAUUAAGUCCACCGGCUCGCUGACCAGCUUUGCCAAGGAGUUCUCGCAGGCCCGUUGGGGAUCCGACUUUGUUUUGGUCGGUAGUGGCAAGGAUCGUGCGGACGAGAAGAUCAAAGGUAUCUUUGAACAAUUUAUUGACAACCCCACCUGCCGUCAUGUUAUCUUCGGGGCGUGCCACGACAACGGUUACGUUCGUCUGUUGGAGAAGCAUCAGAACACCGAUUCUGCAGACCGAGUGACUCUCCUUCGCCCCUUUGAGACAGGAAAAGAGUUUGCUGGGCUUACAGGUUUCCACUCUAUGCAGUUGGAGACGGUUUUUCGAAGUGCAGCCGUGUUUACUCGCAAUUCGCCGCCUCCCGCACAUCGAAAGUUGAGUGCAGAAGUCCAAGGUGGAGGAAGCCCCCCGCGAGGAAGCCCACCGCGAAACCCGUGGGUGACUCUCCAUCCCAAGUCGCCCCGGAGUGUUGUUUCAAGGAAGGCCGAAGACCUGCCCGCAAACGCAAUCUACGUAAACGCGGCAAAUCAACGGCUUGACUCUGAGCUACCUGCUACGGCACCAGACAUAGUACGUAUCUGGGAGCACAAGGUCAACAUUGCAGGAAUGAGAUACUGUCGGAAGUAUCAUUUACAAGCCGGUAGAUGCCCUGGAAAGUGCGGCUAUUCACACGGGCCUUUGACUCCCGGGGAGGGUUUGGUUUUCCGGCGUACAGUUAGGCAGGAGCCGUGUCAUGCUCGUCAGCCUUGUCAGGAUGCAAGUUGUUUCUAUGGGCACCAUUGUUCAUGUGCGCGGCCGUCCUGCAAGUUUUCAGCUGAUAUGCAUCAUGUUGAUGAGUCCUCGGUUUCAAUUUUGCAGUGCGCAUAG